GGGGCCGCGCCGCGAAAGUGAAAGGUGCUUGAAUCGGAACGCGAGACGCAGAGCGAUCGUCGUCGCAUCAACUCGGCAAUAGCAGAACUGGGAAUCAGGAGUGUCGCGAUGCAGCCGCGCAGCGUUGGCCUGCUGGCCGCCCUGCUGUUGCUAGGCAACGGCGGAGCGUCGGCCGAGUGGGUGUGGGGUCGCACCAGCAAGGCGGUGAAGACGGCGCCAGCGCAGCCGACCGAGCCGGCCGCUGCGCCAGUGGAGGAGGUGACCGCCGACGAAGAGGGGUUCGUGGCCUUCACGGAGCCGCCUGACACUCUGCCCCAGGCCAAGGUGGUCCAGGGCACCUCCGGAGACUUCGUGGCCGAGUCCGCGCUAGACUCCUCACGCGGGGGCAAGGCGAUCGAUUCGGAGACCUACGACGAGAUCUACAACGACCCGGAGGUACAGGCGGCGCUAGAGGCCGGCAACGACACGCAGGCGCGCUCCUUCAUCAGGAACAAGCUGUGCUUCCUCGGCCUGGUGGACUGUGAUGACGACCUGCCGCCGCCGCCGCGGUACCCGCCUCCUGCGCCGCCGGGUAACGUGCCUCUCGGGCCGCUCCGCCCCCCGCCCGUCCACGGCGGCGGCUACCCGGCCGCCGUCAACUCGCACUACUCGCCGCCGAAGCCGUCGUACGGGCCGCCGCAGAGCAGCUACGGCGCGCCGAAGCCGGCGUAUCACCCGCCACCGAAGGGCGGCUACGGCCCGCCCAAGGGCGCGUACCCGGCGCCGAUCAACAGUCACUACACGCCGCCGAAGGCGCACCACGACAUCCACCGGGACGGGCCGGUCCGGCACGGCGGCCACGACAGCCACGACAGCCACAACAACCACGACGACCACGUUACGCACAUCCACCACGGCGACCACGACAGCCACGGCAAGGACAGCCAUGUGACGGUGAGUCACGCGCCGAUCCAGCCGGCGCCAGUGCAGGAGCAUCACCACACGCACCACCACACGCACAUCGAGCCCGGCCGGCCGGGCAAGGCCAUCGACGUCAGCCUGCCCGUCUAUCCGCCCACCUACACGCCGCUGCUGGCCGGCGUCAACCGCGGCCCCGAGCUGGGCAUCGCCUCCAUCAACAGCGGCGCGUUCGUCAACUCCAACCUCGGCCCGGGGGUCACGAAGAUCGCCAACCGGCCGGUGUCGGGCGGCCUCGGUGGCGGCGCCGGCCUCACCAACCCCACGCUCGCCGGCGGCUUCGGCGGCGGCGGCGCGGCCAGCCUCGGCAGGCCCGCCAGCGGACUCGGCUCGCUCUACUACCGCGAGAACUGCGUGUGCGUGCCGCGCUACGCGUGCGACGCCGUAGACGUGGUGUCGGCGCGCGCCGGCCGCGGCACUGUCGACCUUAGCGUCAUCAGUCCGCGCGCCAACUUCCGCAACGGCAGCGCACUGGCGCGCGUCGCCAAGAGUCUCGACGGCGACGAGAUCCUGGCCCAGGUCAAGGCCGUCAUCUCGGAGGAGAAGCAGGACGUGUCUGCGGCGGCCUCGGGGUCGGAGACGGUGUCUCGCACGAGACGUGCGACGCUGACGAAGCCGCAGGAGACCGAGGCCCGCCAACUGAGCCGUCUUAGCUCGCAGCCGACGCCCGAGGUGCCCGAGGGUAGACAGCUUGUCACCGACGCACAGGGGCGCCAGCUGGGCUACCAGCCGAACCACCGCGGCUGCUUCCAUACGGACGUCUGCUGCCGGAACCCGAUCCCCAUCGGCUCGCAGGGCAGGCAGCAGCCGGGCAGCUGCGGCGUCGGUCGUACGGACGCCGUCAACGGACGCAUCAAGAACUAUGACGUCAGGGAGGGAGAGACCGUGUUCGGUGAAUUCCCGUGGCACGUGGCCAUCCUGAAGAAGGAGGGCGCCGACAACGUGUACGUGUGUGCCGGCUCCCUGAUCGGCACCGAGUACAUCCUGACGGCCGCCCACUGCGUCAAGAGUUACGAUCCGUACGCGCUGCGCAUUCGCCUGGGUGAAUGGGACGUCAACCACGAGACCGAGUUCUAUCCGCACGUAGAGAAGGACGUGUCGGGCAUCUACAUCCACCCGGAGUUCUACGGCGGCAACCUGCACAACGACAUCGCCAUCCUGAAGCUGGCCAGCCCCGUCGACACCGUGUACAAUCUGCACGUGGGACCGGUGUGCAUCCCGCCACAGUACGCCGACUUCACCAACCAGCGUUGCUGGACCUCCGGCUGGGGAAAGGAUGCCUUUGGAGACUUCGGCAACUUCCAGAACGUGCUGAAGAAGGUGUCCGUCCCAGUGGUGGGCAACUACGAUUGCGAACAAAAACUGAAGCGCACGCGGCUCGGCUACGACUUCCAGCUGCACAGUGGCUUCCUGUGCGCCGGCGGAGAGGAGGGCAAGGACGCCUGCAAGGGAGACGGCGGCGGACCGCUUGUGUGCGAGCAGGCCGGCUCCUACUACCUCGCCGGCAUCGUGUCCUGGGGCGUCGGCUGCGGCCAGCGAGACGUGCCCGGCGUCUAUGUCAAGGUGAACGAGUACCUGCCCUGGAUUCAGUCCAUCACUGCGUACCGGCCGUACACUGGCAUCCAGGCGCGGAGUAGGAAGAGGGCGGAGGGUAUCGAGGCCGAGGACUACAUUGAAGUGAUCAAGGAAUAGACUGCCGAUUCGCAAAAGAGGCUGUUGUACCAAACAGAAACUCUCGCGCGAAGCGUCCAUCGCUCCGAAGGGCGAGAGUGAGAGGACAGUGCGACUACAGUGUGGCGACAGAGUGACUGCAGUGGGUGACAGUGUGACUACAGCGACCUGCGAAUGGUCGCCGACGGCCUGGACGCAGACGUCCGGAUCGCCACCGACCGAUGACGUGACGUGUGGGAGAUUUCAUAAAGUUCGCGAUCAGGCCUCUGCUCCAGGCCGGCCACGCCCCGCGACCAUGUCGGACUGCGACUAAAUCCACAAAGAGGCCAAACAUUCCUUACGGUCUUCCAUAAUAUAAGUUGUACACCUGAAGUCUUUGUUCAUGGUCUUUCCUGCUAGGUGACGUGCAAGACGAAUCUGUCCGUUUCCAAGGCUCGCGUUCCGUGUUUCCCUGCGUUGGAUGUCACCGACCGUCUGACGUCGCGGGGUCGCGGCCCCAGUUGACUCCAUGACCUCAACAUGUGCAGCGGCCGAGACGGCGGCGCGCGGCCGUCACCAUUGUUGAAUGUUUGCUUCGAAAGGAGCACAAUGUAGUGCACAUUGUAACACUAUUUAUUGUACGCGAUUCAGCCGUGAACGCCGUGUAAUAAACCUGACCCCGAGCA
This is a messenger RNA of Pollicipes pollicipes, 3293 nucleotides long. RefSeq lists its product as uncharacterized. Gene Ontology annotation, molecular function: serine-type endopeptidase activity. The record is from RefSeq and is a predicted model, not a curated record. The transcript has 13 exons. NCBI's taxonomy places the organism in Eukaryota, Metazoa, Arthropoda, Thecostraca, Pollicipedomorpha, Pollicipedidae. Bases 109 to 2649 code for a protein of 846 amino acids. Gene Ontology annotation, biological process: proteolysis.